Molecule: messenger RNA, 1917 nt
Organism: Magnolia sinica
Lineage: Eukaryota; Viridiplantae; Streptophyta; Magnoliopsida; Magnoliales; Magnoliaceae
Product: plant intracellular Ras-group-related LRR protein 9-like
Exons: 3
Coding region: 118-1653 (511 amino acids)
Molecular function (GO): protein binding
Source: RefSeq, a predicted model, not a curated record
CAGCUACGAGGCCUUUGAUUCGUUAUAUUCAUAGAUAAGGUAGAUUUCGUCCAAGUCCCUGCAUUCCCUUCAAAUCCAAAUGAAAAAUCAGUUACUCUCUCAUCUUCCUUCUCCGCGAUGGAUCCGAACCCUAAAAGCUUCCCCGUCCUCUCCUACGUAAUGUAUCAGAUGGGACAAUUCUCCGCCGACGAUUCCGUUCCCGCCGAUUUCGACAUCGAAAAGCCCAAUCCCGGGCCCAUUCCAUCCAAAGAAGGAGAAGUUUUUGAACAGAUGCCUCAUCUGAACCGUCCACAUCUCCUCAACUCGAUGGCUGCCGCAGUGUCCGACGUGGCCCACACCCGAUCCAUCCUCCAAAUCCUCGGCCCCCGUCCCGAUCACGAGUCCGUCGACGUUGCCCGUGCUGCCCUCGCCGACAUAGAAUCCCGCCUCUCCAACCAGCUCGAGGAGAUCGCCCUCGACCAGCGGCCAGAAGGCGUAGUCCAGCUGGACUGGCGGGCCCAGCAGGCGGAGAGGGAGAGGGAGAAGGCGGCAGAGGAGGAGAAGAGCGCGUACAAGGCGGUGGUGCAGCUGGACGAGUUGCACGAGGCAUACGAAAAGCUGCUGAGGGACGCCGAGCAGCGGCUGGUCAAGAUUUACGACUCAGCAGAGGAGGCGGGCCCGGAUUAUGUCCCGGCAAAGGACGUAGAGAUGAAUGAGGAAGUGGUGGGGAUUCUGCGGCAAGCAUCUGAUGGGUUGGAGAGGGUGGAGCUCAUAGGCAGGGAGCUGCCAUUUCUUCCCGAAGAAUUCAGGCGUCUUCAUGGACUGGUGGUGCUCAACCUCUCCGAAAAUCAACUCGAGGUAAUUCCUGAUUCAAUAGCUGGGUUAGGGAAUCUGCAGGAGCUUCAUCUUUCCUCCAACCUUUUGGUGUCACUACCAGACUCCAUCGGACUGUUACUUAAUCUGAAGAUCCUAGACGUGUCAGGAAACAAGCUUACGGCGCUACCUAACAGCAUCUCCCACUGCAGGUCACUUGUGGAGCUGGAUGCAAGCUUCAAUGGACUGACAUAUUUGCCAACAGAUAUCGGGCAUGAAUUAGUCAAGCUGCAAAAGCUCUUGAUCCACCUCAAUAAGAUCCGCUCUCUUCCCACAUCCAUUUGUGAGAUGAGGUCUUUGUGCCAUCUUGAUGCCCACUUCAAUGAGCUCUGUGGUCUACCACACACAAUCGGGAGAUUAACGAAUCUAGAAAUCCUAAAUCUUAGCAGUAAUUUCAGUGACCUGACAGAGCUUCCAGACACAAUUGGUGAUCUGUCUAAUCUCAGGGAACUUGAUCUCAGCAACAAUCAGAUCCAUUCUCUGCCUGUUACAUUCGGUCGACUUUAUAAGCUCACCAAACUUAACUUGGACCAGAACCCACUUGUCAUUCCGCCUGCAGAGAUUGUGAAUAGAGGGGUUGAGGCUGUUAAGGUAUACAUGACAAAUAUGUCGCUCGACAUUCUGAUGGAGGAAGAACAGAGGAGCAUGCUUGAAGUGGAUGAGCAUUCUCAAGCCGGUUGGCUGACCCGCAGCACCUCAUGGUUGAAUAACUGGGUUGUUGGAGUUUCUGAGAGUGUCACAGGAUCUAUGGGAACUGGAGAGAAAUCUCAAAGAGAUCCAUGUCUUGAUCAGCAGUUAUGAUUUCUGGACCCCACUCCAGUAUUUUUACGUUUUUGUGGCAUGUACAGCUGAUAAUGAUUAAGCACCUUUUUUUAACAGCGGGAACUUGCUCGUGCCAUUCCAUGAUACCAGAAACAGCAAACUGCUUCUAACCUUUUUCCUGCAGUUUGUAUUAUUGCUCUUGAAAAUGUCCACAGGUUUCGUGUCAAUAAAUGAAAUAAGUACUUGCAAUCUUGUUUGUACGUUAUUCAUUUGUAAUGAAAUUCGUAAGCAUUCAUUUUUGUA